AUGAGGGGACGAUACGUGAAUGUCUUACUGCGGGGAAAAACAGGGUAUCUCACAUUGUGUGAAAUUCAGAUCCUCGGAGUACCUGUGACUGAGAGUGAAAGUUCUGCAAAUAAAAAUCUCGCCCUUCAGGGCCGUGCGACUCAGUCUACUAAUUACAACGCUUUGAGCUCUGCAAUGAACGCCAUAGACGGAAAUACGGAAUCAAACUAUAACCAGGGGUCUUGCUUCUCUAGUGUCAGCCAGCUUUCACCCUGGUGGAGAGUGGAUUUGUUAGAAACAUAUAAUAUAUCCCACAUUAUGGUCACUAACCGAGGAGACUGCUGUGCUGCGAACAUUAAUGGAGUAGAAAUACUUGUUGGGGACUCCUUGGCCAACAAUGGCAACAAUAAUCCAAGAUGUGCUCAGAUCGGUUCUAUACAACUGGGUGGCACUAGCACCUUCUAUUGUCCUAACAUGAAGGGCCGAUAUGUGAAUGUAAUACUGCGUGGAAAAACAGGAUAUCUCACAUUUUGUGAAAUUCAAGUUUUUGGAACACCUGUACCUAACGAGGAACAAUUUGUCUGCUUAAAAAAAGAUAAUCUCGCCCUUCAGGGCCGAGCAACCCAGUCCUCAAGUUUAGAAUUUUUAAGCUUGGGAAUGAAUGCUAUAGAUGGAAAUUCGGAUCCCAUCUACGCCUACAGGUCUUGCUUCUCUAGUAAAUAUGAGGCGUCACCCUGGUGGAGAUUGGAUUUAUUGGCAAGCUAUAAAAUAUCCCACAUAACGAUCACCAACAGAGGUGACUGCUGUGCAGAGUACAUUAAUGGAGCAGAAAUUCUUAUUGGAGGUUCACUAACCAACAACGGGAACAAUAAUGCAAGAUGUGCUCAGAUCACAGCAAUACCACUGGGUACCACUCUGACUUUCCAGUGCUUCGAUAUGAAAGGCCAAUAUGUGAACAUUGUCCUACCUGGGAAAACAGCAUAUCUCACAUUUUGUGAAGUUCAGAUCUAUGGAGACAAGAACGAUGAGCCUGGGAAGCGGAAGGAGCAGAGCUGUGUGCUGGAGACGUACAG
Messenger RNA from Nanorana parkeri, 1052 nucleotides. RefSeq names its product pentraxin fusion protein-like. The transcript is spliced from 6 exons. The record is from RefSeq and is a predicted model, not a curated record. NCBI's taxonomy places the organism in Eukaryota, Metazoa, Chordata, Amphibia, Anura, Dicroglossidae. The annotation marks the transcript as partial.